Oncorhynchus keta (chum salmon) is the source of this 994-nucleotide messenger RNA. RefSeq names its product periplakin-like. The coding region runs from base 101 to 913 and encodes 270 amino acids. The record is from RefSeq and is a predicted model, not a curated record. Gene Ontology annotation, biological process: wound healing; intermediate filament cytoskeleton organization. NCBI's taxonomy places the organism in Eukaryota, Metazoa, Chordata, Actinopteri, Salmoniformes, Salmonidae. Gene Ontology annotation, molecular function: structural molecule activity; cadherin binding. Gene Ontology annotation, cellular component: membrane; cytoplasm; intermediate filament. The transcript has 9 exons.
AAAGACGCCCACCUGUAACCAACGGGAUAUCUUCACAGAGAGAAGCACACGAAGAGACAGGUGUUUACGGGAGAAGAAUCCGAGUCGUCCCGCUGGCAAAAUGUUCAAGAAAAAACCCUCGAAGAGCGUGACCAUCACGCAAACGAAAAAGGCGCCCUCCUCUGAGCUGUCUGCACUGAUUGAGAAGCUGCAGAAGAACGCUGACAAGGUGGAGAAGCUCAUCCUUGAGACGGAGCAGAACCUCAACAAGGAUGUGAGUAAGAUCAACGAGGGCAAGCAGCCUCUGUACCAGGACGACACCAACAAGCGCAUCCUAAGCUCUCUGGAGCUGCUGCAAGGCCUGGAUGAGGACGCCGUCGACGCAAAACGCCUGCAGCACCCCCAGGCUGAGAUGAUUGAGCAGGAUAUGAAGCAGCUGAGAGUGAGACUAAGGAAGCUGAGAGAGGACCACGACCGCAUCUACCACCUGACCCGUUCUGAGGGCCUGCCGAGCGUCAACUGGGGCAGGAUCAUAGAGGAGAAACAGGGCAACCUGAGCAACAAGGGUUUUGGUCAGGACCUGCCCACCAUAGAGAACGAGGUGGAGGAACACAACAUCUUUCACAGUGAGGUGGAGGCCCUGGCCCCUCACAUCUCAGCCAGCGACGACAAGGACUCUGCCAGUGCCCUCCAGCUGAAGUACAACAAGCUCCUGGCCAGUUCCAGUGCUCGACAGCGCCACCUGUUGAGCCUGCGUGACUACAUGCAGCGCUGCACUAAUGAGCUGUACUGGAUGGACCAGCAGGCAGGGGAGAGGAUCAACUAUGACUGGAGCGAUACUAACCUGGACUACCCUGCACGUCACAGACAGUAUGAGAACUUCAUCAGUAAGUGUCUGAGUCACCUGAGGAGGCCACUGUCACCAUCUGAAUGAUGAUGGAGAUAAACUCAUGUCGCUGCUGACCAUCCUGGCAAGAAUGUUAUUGAGGCUCAUAUGGAGGCUGUGCAUGCAGAC